This is a messenger RNA of Limulus polyphemus (Atlantic horseshoe crab), 2514 nucleotides long. Its product is annotated as leucine-rich repeat-containing protein 24-like. The record is from RefSeq and is a predicted model, not a curated record. Bases 327 to 2369 code for a protein of 680 amino acids. Gene Ontology annotation, molecular function: protein binding. The transcript has 2 exons. Lineage: Eukaryota; Metazoa; Arthropoda; Merostomata; Xiphosura; Limulidae.
GCAUCCAAAGUGCAAAUAACAAAGUAACGUUUUCUGCUCUACAAGUUCAAGUAAUUUAUGAGGUUAUAAGUUAGAGGAAUAUGAAGUGGACAUGUGAGUAACUCCUUGGUGGGAAUUAUUUUGAGAAGUUAAACUGAACAUUUAUAUGAAAAAGACAGGCAAAGAUAAGACUCGAGUUCUGCGCUGAUGAGUGGUCAUUGUAUCUUAUUCCUUUGCAAGAACCUUACAGAAGAAAGCAAGAAAUACAAAGUAAAGUUACUUCAAUAGGUCAUUUUAAAGUGAUGUUAUUUAGUUGUUUGUGUUUUAUUCAUAUUUAAAAUCUCACAAUGCGUUUUAACAUUUACACGAACCCCAUUACAUAUGAGACAUUUGUUUGUACUAUAUUAAGCAUAAUGUUUGUUACUGAGGCUCUAACCUGUAAUAUCACUAACUGUACUUGCAUUUGGAGAAAUGGCAAACAGACAGCUGAGUGUCCAAGUGGGGGAUUUACAACUGUUCCACGAGGACUUGACAGUGGUAUUCAAGUGCUUAAUUUGACAAGUAACAAUUUUCGUGGACUAGGUCGUGAAAUUUUUGUAGAUGCAGGAUUAGGCAAUUUACAGAAAGUACAUCUAGCUCGCUGUGGGAUUGAAUGGAUCGACGAAUUUGCCUUUAGUCGUCUCACCAAUUUAAUCGAGUUGAACCUGGGUUACAACAAGCUUCAGGCUAUUCCCUCGGCAAGUUUUCAUCACUUACCCCGGUUACGAGAACUCGUACUUAGCGGAAAUAGCAUUUCUACCGUUCCCAAUCUAGCUUUUCAAUCAGCUAAAUCGUUGACUUAUCUAGAGCUGAGCAGAUGUCACAUACAUACAAUUGGAGAUAGAGCGUUUGAAGGCUUGAGAAACCUUAAAGUGCUGAAGAUCGAUCAAAACAAUUUAAAGACGUUUCCAGGUAAAGCCAUAAAUCAUUUACAAUCUUUGUAUGAGAUAACGAUAGACGGGAAUCCUUGGACUUGUGACUGCAACCUCCGCGCAUUCCGCCAGUGGAUGGAUAAAAACAACGUUCCAAUAUAUGUGCCCCCUAUCUGUACAAACCCUUCUAGACUGAGAGGUAAAAGCUGGAGCCAAAUAAACCUUGAAGACUAUUCCUGUCCUCCUCGUUUUUUGAACACUUCCAGUGUUGUUAGUGUCUUUGAGGAUUUCAACGUUACACUGGAAUGUCGAGUACUUGGCGAUCCUAGUCCUAAUAUAAAGUGGAUUUGGAGAGAUAGAACAAUUGCUAAUUUAUCUGAAGGCAUAUCUGAACGACAGGUGUUUGUAAUUCUUGAGAAAGAAUUAGGGAGAGUAAAAACAGCAACCUUGGAAAUUACAUUCAUUCAGGAACCUAAUGCUGGUUCGUAUUCCUGCAUUGCAGAGAAUAAUGCAGGAAUAGCAUCUCAAAAUUUUUCUUUGGUUAUCUCUCGACGACCUGUUACUGAAGGCAAAGUUUCAAACGAAGAAAAACCACAGGAAGUGCGAGAAAAUGAUACAAACGAGGAUGUUACUAGUGCCGAUGGGGUUGUUAUUGGAAUGAUUAUUGGUAUCGUAGUGGGAGCUAUUCUAGUUCUGUUGAUAUUUAGUAUAUUCUUAUGGGUUUUACGAAGAAAACGAAUAUCGAGUCAAAGAAGACACUCUGACGUAAGCAACAAAGCUACUAACUCCGAUAAUAAUCCUGUUCCUAAAAACCCUUGCGAUGAAGUGGACCUAAAAUUCCUUAACCAAGUAAACCCCAACGAAAAGCUUCCGAGAAUAAGGAAUUACCAAAACAUUCCAACUGGCGAUAUCGGUCAAUACGAUCCGAUGAUAAUAGAAUGUGAGCAACCUCAACAACUCUUUGUGGUAAAUGAUCAUUUAUCACAUGACACUAACUGGGAAAUGUCUAUAGCAGAAGAUCCUUCUUUCCAACCUCCUCCCUUUUCAGAGAAACGUUACUCUCGAGGUCUAAUUCCAGUUCCGGUACCUGUGCCCCCUCAAGAUUUUCAUUCACGUUUGCAAACAGAGCUAUCAGAUACAUUACAGCGGAAAUGUGACAAAAAAUCAACAGAGAGGGAAAGAGGAGACGGUAGCUCAGAAUUAGAAGCAGGAGAAUACGAAGGAACCUCCAAACAUUUUAUUGAAACCUUGCGUGUUAAAGAACUACAAAAAACCUUUAAAGAUGAUGAAAAUAGAUUAAGUAUGCCUCAAUUGCAUUCAGAGAAUAAAACCCCUGAUCUACUUGAUCACAGUCGACAUUCACAGCCGGAAACCUCUCGUAUCUGGAGUCGUUACGAACAUCCGUCAGCUUAUUUUCAUCCCUCCCACGAGUACACUACGAAUGGUUUACAGGGCGGAGCCAAUGGUACAGAAGUGUGAAAAAACAAAGUAUAGAUACGUUGCUCUCUUCAUUUUGGGAAGAUCUAUUUUUUUUUCCUUAACUAGCAUGUGGAGCUACAUUCUGAACAAAUGAAAUAAAUACAGUCUGUCAUUUGUAAGUGAACAAUAUAAACAGAAAAAAAAA